GCAGGCGGCGGUCAGUAUGGCUCCAGCUGUGAUAGGGAGAGGACGUGCCGCCGCUGCUUCUGGCCCCUUCCCUCGUGACGCGGUGACAAAACGUGUUGGUGCCUGUUUGGUGCCUCUGUGGUGCUCCUGUGUAGUGUACCUGUGGUGGAAAGUACCGUACAUGACCUCUAUUGGUGUACAUGUGUGCGUGUGUACUCGUGAACGUGUAAAUUCCAGUGUUUUUUUGCAAUUUCUCAUGUGCGUGUGUGUGAUUUCGUGUGUACAUGUCAGAACAUACAUACAUACACUCCCCUUACCCCCCCCCUACCUGUGAUGCUGUGUGCGUGUGCGUGUGCGUGUGCGUCGCGGGGGGGGUGGGGGUGUCAGGUGUACACAUACAUACACACACACACACACACAUACAAACACACGUCUUUGAAGGAAUCGUGUGUACCAUGGAUUAUCUCCUCUUCCUCUUCCUCUUCCUCUUGGUGACGUCACGCUCACACAGACCGAGAGGAAGGAUAAAAAAAAUCGAGACAUGGAAAGAACGAUCUUGGACGAAAGGGAAAAAUCAGCUCUAUGAGAGAUUCCAGUUUCACUCCAGAUGUGACAUUGCACGACGCGGUGACGAUGAACGCUUCCCGCGGCGCCACCAGGCCUACCCAAGCUACCCAGGGGCACAGCAGACUGGCCGCCGCCGCCCGCCGCAGCCCUACCGCCGCACGCCCACCUCUGCCUGCCUGAACUGACAUCGCCGCCCGCGGUAGCCCACGGGUGAGCCUGACCAGCCGCUCAUCACCCACCACAGGCCGCCCAUCACACAGCUGCGGGCGUGGACACCGUCUGGCCGCGGCGCUGCAGGAGGCGGUGCCGGAGUGCCGCGCCCCCAGACCCCGGCCAUCUUAGGCCUGUCCUCGCCGCCUCUACCGCCACCACCGCCACAGCCGCCCCAGCCGACGCAAGCCCCUCCGCCCGCCGCCCACAGGGGAGCAUGU
This is a messenger RNA of Portunus trituberculatus (swimming crab), 977 nucleotides long. RefSeq lists its product as uncharacterized. Lineage: Eukaryota; Metazoa; Arthropoda; Malacostraca; Decapoda; Portunidae. The transcript has 7 exons. The record is from RefSeq and is a predicted model, not a curated record. The coding region runs from base 264 to 731 and encodes 155 amino acids.